AUGAGUUUCAAAGUUACAGUCCUUUGCGUUGCUACUUUCCUAGUUCAGUGCAUCUCAGGCGAAAAUUGUGGCUGCAUCACAUCGCCCAACAACGGCGGCUUCUUAACUGUAAACAGCAACGGCCCCAUCAUUCCCUCCGGCCUCUCGCUUGGCGCGGAGCUGACCCUCGCCGGGGACUUAGGCCUCUCCGGCGCGCUGCCGUUCCUGAGCGCGGUGGCGUUCGAAGGCAAGUACCCGACGAGCGGGUCGGCGGCGGUGUCGUACGGCUGCGGGGACUGCGUGGCCAUUACACAGGAGCUUGGGAACCCGACCGGGAACAAUGCGAACAUCAACGGCUCCCCGUUUAUUAGCACGUGUGGUAGUAGACGUGCUUAA
This is a messenger RNA of Cydia amplana, 375 nucleotides long. Its product is annotated as chorion class CB protein M5H4-like. Gene Ontology annotation, molecular function: structural constituent of egg chorion. Gene Ontology annotation, cellular component: egg chorion. The transcript is spliced from 2 exons. The record is from RefSeq and is a predicted model, not a curated record. NCBI's taxonomy places the organism in Eukaryota, Metazoa, Arthropoda, Insecta, Lepidoptera, Tortricidae. The coding region runs from base 1 to 375 and encodes 124 amino acids. Gene Ontology annotation, biological process: multicellular organism development; chorion-containing eggshell formation.